This is a messenger RNA of Spirometra erinaceieuropaei, 2933 nucleotides long. The record is from the annotation of a GenBank genome assembly. NCBI's taxonomy places the organism in Eukaryota, Metazoa, Platyhelminthes, Cestoda, Diphyllobothriidea, Diphyllobothriidae.
AUGCAGGAGGACGGGACCACUUCGUCGGCUGAAAGUGCUGUCCUGAGGACGAAUGCAGGAGCGUCUUCGGACGCUGAAAACCGUGAGAUCGUAGCCGUUGCCCCGGGCGACAUUUACGUCAAACGAUUGCGUGAAUGGGCUCUGGACUUCAAUAUUGCACACGCUCCCAUAAGAGUUCUGUUGGCUAUUUCUAAGCCGAUUGUGCCCCAACUACCGGCAGACCCCAGAACACUCUUGGGAGCGGCCUAUGAUCUAAAGGUUGCCCCAAUGGGUAGCGGUGAGUAUGUGCACGUCGGCUUAUAAAGGCAACUACGUAGACUUAUAAGAAAGAAUAUAGUAAACCCAGCUUGCGAUAUAGAGAUUCAGUUGGCCAUCGAUGGUCUCCCAGUAUUUAGAAAAUCAAACACCGAAAUGUGGCCAAUCUUAGGCACAAUUUCGCGGCCCAUUGUCAGUAACGUUUUUCCAGUUGGCAUUUACUGUGGUACUGGAAAACCGUCAGAUGUCCAUGCAUUCUGUAAGUUAGUAGUUAGUGAGUUAACAUCAGUAAGCGAACAAGGGAUCAACAGCAGCGACAGCGUCGGACUGCAGACCCGCGUUCGCGUCAGCUGUGUUAUCUGUGACGCUCCUGCGAGGGCCUUCGUUAAGCAAAUCAAGAACGUGAAUGCGUAUAAUGGGUGCGAACGUUGUACAUUAACGGGUGUUUAUAUGGGUAAAGUAGUGUACCUAGAGAAAGGAGAGAGGGAUAGGACGGAUGAGGACUUCUUGCACUCUGUGGAGGACGAACACAGAGUCGGAGUGUCUCCAUUCGUCUCUUGCAAGGUAGGCCUUAUUUCCCAAUUUCCUCUAGAUCCAAUGCAUCUAAUUUACUUGGGCGUAUUGAAACGCUUGCUAAGUUUGUGGGUUAGAAAUCAUCGUUCAAAGGACAGUGGUCGCACGACGCCCUCGUUACUGAAGGCACUGCAGGUGAAGGCUAUAGACGAUAGGUUGCGUUCUUUAAAUGCAUGCCUUCCAUCAGAAUUUUCCCAAACAGCUAGGUGUUUAAGUGAUUUCGAGUCCUGGAAGACUACGGAGUUUAGGUAGUUUGUAUUGUAUCUAGGUCUCGUUGUUCUCCCGGGUAUCCUGCCUUUUAAUCAUUAUAAGCUGCAUUUACUGCUUUUUACUGCCCUUAGAUUGCUGGCCUCCCCUAAGACAUGUGACCGAAACGUAGGUUAUUGUAAGCAGUUGUUAUAGUGUUUACUAGAAAGUUUUCGAGUCUAUAUGGUGACGAGCACAUGGUUUACAAUGUGCAUAGCCUAAUGCACAUUGCGGACGAUGUUGAGCGUCACGGUCCACUGGACUCAUUUUCGUCGUUCCCUUUUGAAAGCUAUUUAGGCCCGUCAAGGCCUUUACAACGGCUAGCUAUGCGUUUAAGCGAGGAGGAGGUAGCUACGCACAAUACCUCAAGGCCUUCUUCACCUAGAUUCCUUCAUGAGCAUAAUGAAGGACCAAUACCUGCAGGCUGUGAGGGCAGUAGGCAAUAAAAAUGUCUAAUCACAGAUAGAUAUCGUAUUGAUAUUACCUCAGGCAAUAGGUGCAUAGAAAUUGGCAAUAGAAUAGUAUGUGUUAAAAACAUACUAUGCGAUGCAGGUGGAUGUAUACAUUUAGUCUUUCAUGAAUUUAGCAAUAUUUCAGAUUACUUUGACUAUCCUAAGAAUUCCUCCCUUAUGAAAGUUUAUAAAGCCAGCAUAGAUAACAAGUUAGUCUGCUCACCAUUACCGAAUGAUUACAUUAAGUACGUAUGCAUUCCAGAAGAUAACCAAUACGUAUUAAUUGAAAUUAUAUAGAGAUUUAGGGAAGCCACUUACGAUCCCUUUUGCCUAUGCAAACAGUGCUCGUGAACCAUACAAACGCGCAGGUAUUAUAGCUACUUAGUGGUUUGCGAGCGCUGUAGGGAAGAAGUGGCCAUUAUGCAAGCACUUAAUUCACCUUAUUUCCUGUGCGUUUGUAGAUACUAUCAUGAGCCAACUUCGGACACGCCAACUGCCAGCCCGACAAAGGAGGUCUGCGAUCGAUGAGGCGAUCUACCUGCUGGAAGGUGAAGGCAUAUCAUCGCCAGUAAGUUAUGGAAAAUAACGUUGUUAUACCUUUCAGGAGCCGCAGGUGGACGCCGAUGAUUCUUUCGACACUAUCCCCCUGGGUGACGACACAUUGACAACAGUGCCGAAAGUGAAUGAGCAGGAAGAUAUCCUGCUGCUUAUGUACAAACACAUGCGCGCACAGUCGAUGAAACUUGACAUUCUAGUGGAGACAGUCCGCAAAUUAAUCGGCCGUCAGCGGCUGUUAGAAUCAAUGAUUCUACAGCAUGCUAAAACCUCGGGACCGGUAGCUUCUCAGCUGCCGACGAACCCGCUUGACCACCAAUUACGGUCGGCAGCCGAUUUUCGUAAUUUGAAUGUCCGAUUACUGGACAAGAGCUUCAGACAGCAGCUGGUAUGCAACCAUAUUAAUCACACCCUAUUGCGUUAGACUUCCUUCCUAACAUGCCUACGUGGGCAUAAUAUUGACGAAUUCGUCAAGCGCAUUUUCUUCGCUGUAUUCGAUGAUGAAAUCAGCCUAUAUGUUAAUUUCAAAGGAAGCAAGACGAAAGAGAGCCUCAGCGGUUCCAAACUGUAUGAGGUUAUACUUGGUAAGUCUGCCGUUACUUACAACUAUACAACAUGCAGAAGUCUUCGGAGCGUGGAAUACCGAUUCCACCGUAAAGCUCUCUGACCUUGAGUCGGCACUUACCAAGCGCCUGAAAAGGUCGCUCGAAAGUUGUGUCCAGCGUAAGAAUAAGUCACAACUGACGCCAAAUGACAGUGGUAAAUUAAUUGUCGUUUUUCAGUAAUGGAUUUUAACUUCUAGACAAUAUACCCGGAUCAUCUACUGAUUCCUCGCCUGCGUUAACUAUGUGA